Nelumbo nucifera (sacred lotus) is the source of this 1743-nucleotide messenger RNA. RefSeq lists its product as uncharacterized. The record is from RefSeq and is a predicted model, not a curated record. NCBI's taxonomy places the organism in Eukaryota, Viridiplantae, Streptophyta, Magnoliopsida, Proteales, Nelumbonaceae. Gene Ontology annotation, biological process: response to red or far red light; negative gravitropism.
ACUUUCUGGGGAUGUGCCCAAAUUACACUCUACUCCCCAACCUCGCCAAAAAAGAGCGAAAAUAGAACCCACCUGCCCUGCCAUGUCCCGCUCCAUUUUUCUCACCCACCCAUCGCAAAGCGUGUUGGACGAACUUCUCCUCUAGAGUCAAUACCCUUCGAAGAUUACUCUGGUUUCUCAAAUUCGAAGGUUUGCAUCUCUAAUAUAGUUCCUGAGAAUUAAAGGGUGGUUGUGUCAGCAGAGAUGGAGGAAGAUAUGAACUUUUCAACCCUGAAAUUUCAGCUAAGUGAUUCCAACAUUAUGUGGAAGCAGGGAAUGGAGCAACACCAGUCUCAGGUGGAUGCAUUGCAAGCAAAAUUUAUGGAGAUAAAGGCUUCUAUCCAAGACUCUGGAGAAGAUGCAAAGAAAGAAUUAGAAGUUCUUUGGAGAAGAGUAAAAACUACUGCUACAUUACUUACAUACUUGAAAUCGAAGGCUAGAAUUAUGGCUGUUCCACAUUUAGCCCACACUUCAUGUGGUAUUAGAUAUCAAGAAGGCAUGGGGCUUGUUGACAAAAAUGGGAUACCGUUAGCUGACUGGUCCAAGGAUGUUGAUCUUUCUUCUUUUGACUGCCCAGAUGAAGAAACAUGGAUAAAAAUUGGUAGCAGGCAAGGAUCAUUUGAUGAACAUGAUGGGGUUUAUAUUGGUGAGAUACUUAAGUCUGUACAAAUGGUAACAGAUGUGAUGGAAGUUCUUGUUAAAAGGGUUAUUAUGGCAGAAACUGAAAUGGCUAUUGAGAAAGAAAAGGUGACUUUAGGUCAGGAAGAAAUUAAAAAGAAGGCACUUCAGAUUGAAAGCAUGUCAGCAAAAGUAGAAGAGAUGGAAAGGUUUGCACUCGGAACAAACUGUAUUCUGAAUGAGAUGCGGCAGAAGGUAGAAGAUAUGGUGCAAGAAACAUCUAGACAAAGGCAACGAGCUGCAGAAAAUGAGCAGGAACUUUGUCGUGUGAAACAGGACUUUGAAUCACUAAAAUCUUAUGUCAGUAGUCUCAUCAGUGUAAGGGAAACACUUCUUUCAUCAGAGAAGCAAUUCCAAACAAUUGAGAGGCUUUUUGAGAGGCUAGUUGCCAAGACCAAUCACUUGGAGGGUGAAAAGAUGCGGAAGGAGGCUGAAGUCCAGAAACUGAUGGAAGAGAACGUUAGGUUGAGUGCUCUUCUUGACAAGAAAGAGGCCCAACUGUUGGCUAUGAAUGAACAAUGCAAGGUGAUGGCCCUGAACGCUUCAUCUAGCUCGUAGCCUAAUUCCUGUUUUUACUGUUGUUGGCUCGGAGGGUGUUUCACACGACACCAUUGGGAGACCCAAGUAUUUAGUAAGCAACUGCUGUUUGAAAUCCAUGCUUAAGACUGUCAAUUCGUCAUUAAGAGGGGGAGGGGAUGACAAAAAGAUCUUUACGUUGUCACUGUUGUACACUUAUAUACUCUAAUCCGCUGAAAAUAUUCCGGGCACUGGGGCGUGCUCUGUGAAUUCAGCAAACUAACAGUCAUGUCCCAUUUUUUGUUGUUAUAUUUGAAAAUGAUUUUUGUAUCCCAUGACUAGUGUGGUCUUCUGGUUUGGCGUGUUGGUUCUUGUAUUAUACUGUCAUGUACUGCAGUAGGGCUAUAAUUGAGUAUUUGAGUGGGCCAUAUACAAUCAAUACCUCAGCACCGUGUUUUGCAUUGCUGAACCUUUAGCAGCAGGACCAUGCUUGUGACCCAAUGAGCUUCA